AUGGAAACUGCCCGGGAUUACGCCGGAGCCCUGUUCAGACCCUUGACAUUUAUGGGAUCACAGACAAAAAGAGUACUGUUUACUCCCCUUAUGCAUUCGGCUCGUCCUUUCCGGGUCUCAAACCAUGAUAGAAGCAGCCGGCGAGGGGUGAUGGCCAGUAGCCUGAAAGAGCUCAUCAGCAAGACCCUGGACGCUCUAGUUAUAACUGCUGGGCUGGUCACUUUGGUGCUCGAGGAAGAUGGCACCGUGGUGGAUACAGAAGAGUUCUUUCAGACCUUAGGAGACAACACACAUUUCAUGAUCUUGGAAAAAGGACAAAAGUGGACGCUGGGCAGUAGAUACACUCCAGCCUAUCAACAGUCAAAGAAAUCGGGAAUAGCAAGAGUCACUUUUGACUUAUAUAAGUUGAACCCCAGGGACUUCAUCGGCUGUCUCAAUGUGAAGGCCACCAUGUAUGAGAUGUAUUCUGUGUCCUAUGACAUCCGGUGUACCAGCGCCAAGGCCCUGCUGAGGAGCAUGCUGCGGUACUUGUCCUAUGCUACCCAGGUGACUGGGCAGUUUCUCAUCUAUUUGGGCUCCUACAUGCUGCGUGUGUUGGGUGACACUGAAGAGCCACCUUCUCCCAGGUCACGCUCCAAGGGAAAACCCAUGUUUGGGUAA
Molecule: messenger RNA, 660 nt
Organism: Chrysochloris asiatica (Cape golden mole)
Lineage: Eukaryota; Metazoa; Chordata; Mammalia; Afrosoricida; Chrysochloridae
Gene: CIDEA
Product: cell death-inducing DFFA-like effector a
Exons: 5
Coding region: 1-660 (219 amino acids)
Biological process (GO): lipid storage; regulation of apoptotic process; apoptotic process
Cellular component (GO): lipid droplet
Source: RefSeq, a predicted model, not a curated record